Exophiala spinifera is the source of this 948-nucleotide messenger RNA. RefSeq lists its product as uncharacterized. The transcript has a single exon. Gene Ontology annotation, molecular function: signaling receptor activity. Bases 1 to 948 code for a protein of 315 amino acids. The record is from RefSeq and is a predicted model, not a curated record. Gene Ontology annotation, cellular component: membrane. Lineage: Eukaryota; Fungi; Ascomycota; Eurotiomycetes; Chaetothyriales; Herpotrichiellaceae.
AUGUCAUUUAUCCUUGCGUACCGAAAACCCCGAGCAAAGCUUGCGCGAGCCCCAAGCAACUCGCAUGAAGAGCGGCCAUGUCCAAGGUCGUUCAUCGGGCAUAGAAAACUGCUGGCCUACGAAGAGCUCCCUGACUGGUAUCAAGACAAUCACUUUCUAAGGUCAGGGUACCGUCCAGUUUCAGAAUCAUGGCUGAUCUGUGCCUACUCGCUGGGCCACCUGCACAACGAGACGGUCAAUAUAUACACGCACCUGAUACCGGGAGCCGGCUUCAUUCUCAGCCAAGCCGUCCUAUAUCGAUGGAUAUACCACCUCUACCCCGAAGCAUCGUUGCUGGAUCAUUUUGUCUUUGGGUGCAACGUUGCGGCAGCGAUGAUCACCAUGGCCUUGUCGGCCGCGUACCACACCCUGAUGAAUCACUCGAUGCACAUGUCCAGCCUUAUGCUGCGGGUCGACUACGUCGGUAUUCUAACACUCAUCUUGGGUUCUUUCUUCUCGGGGAUAUACGUCGGAUACAGGUGUGAGCCUACGUUGUGCUGGACCUACUGGACCAUGAUCAUCGCACUCAGCAUCAUCACGUCGGUGCUCGUCUUGCAUCCUCAGCUGCAGGGGUUGAAGUAUCGCGCACACCGAUCGUGGGCUUUCAUAUUGACUGCCCUUUCAGGCUUCGCUCCCAUCAUCCACGGCCUGUUUCUGUACGGAUGGAACGAGAUGCUGAUCAGGUCCGGCAUGCAGUAUUACCUGCUGGAAGGCCUUGUGUAUGGCAUCGGUGCCUUCUUCUUCCUGACGCGCGUACCCGAGUCGAUAUGGCCCGGUUCAUUCGAUAUUUGGCUGUCGUCGCACCAGGUCUUCCACGUUCUGGUGGUGGUCGCUAGCCUGGUACAUCUUUAUGGUGUGUGGGUGGCCUUCGACUGGAACUAUCAUAACAUCAGGACUUGUCCGGCAUAG